This is a messenger RNA of Physella acuta, 425 nucleotides long. RefSeq lists its product as uncharacterized. NCBI's taxonomy places the organism in Eukaryota, Metazoa, Mollusca, Gastropoda, Physidae. The record is from RefSeq and is a predicted model, not a curated record.
CAAAAUAAAUAAAGAGAUGAAAGAUCACCCACAUAAAACAGACAGUGUAACACUAGAAAUUCAACAUUUAUCGACAAUUAUUUCUGGUUUACAAGAAGAUAGUAAGAAAGUGAAGACCGAUACAGCAAACACGAUAGAUAAAUUACAGUUAAAGCACAGUAUGAUGUACAAACUCCUACAACAAAGAUUGAUGCCCAUUGACAAACUGAUUCAAAUCUUUAACAAGAAGUUUGAAACUAGGGAACAAAGUUUUAAAAAGCUGGAGGCCAUUGAAAGUGAGAUGAUAAGGCUUCAAACGAUAAUCAUACAAUCGAUAAACGUGCAGCAUGUAACAGAUAUGGUUGUUAUAUCCACCUGAAAGACAACACAAUGAUCACAUUGUAUUCACGGAUUGAAACAUUUGGUGAAAUUAGAGAAUACAACGG